This is a messenger RNA of Aricia agestis (brown argus), 1237 nucleotides long. RefSeq names its product tetratricopeptide repeat protein 19 homolog, mitochondrial (gene Ttc19). Gene Ontology annotation, cellular component: mitochondrial inner membrane. Gene Ontology annotation, biological process: mitochondrial respiratory chain complex III assembly. NCBI's taxonomy places the organism in Eukaryota, Metazoa, Arthropoda, Insecta, Lepidoptera, Lycaenidae. Gene Ontology annotation, molecular function: protein binding. The transcript has a single exon. The record is from RefSeq and is a predicted model, not a curated record. The coding region runs from base 221 to 1237 and encodes 338 amino acids.
CUUAGGAUUUAUCACGGAUUUAUAAAGUUUAUUGAAUCUCUGAUUGAAUUAAAAGACAUCAUACGACUUUAUUCUAUAUCUGCAGUGAGAUACGAAAUGAAAUUAUUUACAAAGUAGGCUAAAAUAAAUUUUCAUUACUAGUCAAAUAGUAUUCAAACAGUGAUUAUCUUCACAGUUUUAGUGUAGGCAUUACAAUCUCUUACAUAAUCUACCUCGGAGAAUGUUUUCAAGGUACAGAUCGGUAUUGCGAAGAGUAGUUCACACCGGAGUUCUUUACCGCAACUUUAAUGUUGGACAAAUACGCAAAGUCCCACACAAUAUAAGUGUACCAGUCUCUGUAGGGUUUUCAUUAUUAACAUUGAUCGGUUUAGAAAAAAAACUGAAUGCAGAAGACGAACUAAUAUUGACAAUCAAACAUUGUAUCCUAUUCAUUCAGAGAAAUGAAUUUGACAAGGCCGAACAGCUCUUACAUGUAGCUCUAAAGCAAGCACAACAAAUGCAGCAUAAUACAGGCAUCACUUAUAUUUAUGAUGUCAUGGGCAAUUUAGCCCUUGAAAGGAAACAAUAUGAUAAGGCCAAACAGCUCUUUGUAGCUGUUACCCAAAGAAUAAUAGCGGACGGAGUUUCUGAAAAUGACCUUAAAGUGAUACAUUUGAGUGCAAAGCUGGCACGAAUAAGUCAUAUGCAAAAAGAUUACACAACAGCCCAGUUGGGUUUUGAUUGGUGUUUAGAAAAACUUUAUGAUAAAGUAAAAAUAGAUCCAUCUGAUGUAAAUAAACAGCUGUUAGCUAUGACGGAGGAUUGGUAUGGCCGAUUAUUUUUAGACUGCGGUAAACUCGAAUUAGGUAUAAACUACAUAAAGAAAUCAUAUGAAAAUAUGAAAGAUAUACCUGAAGUUGAAAAAGAACAUUUGAUUAUACAACUCAAUGACAUUGGCACAGCUCUUUAUAAAGUCGGUGCUAUUGAUGAGAGUAUAGAGUAUCUAACAGAAGCAAUAGACCUUGGGAAAACAUUGCCUGAUAUGGUUGAAUUAGGUACAGUUUAUGUUAAUCUUGGCAGAGCAUAUUUACAAAAACAGUUAAUAGAAAAAGCAAGGAAGACAUGUGGAUAUGGAUGGAGAAUAGCCUUUAUGGGUAAGAAUGAUGAAAUUAAAAAAGAAGCAGAAAUUUGUUUACAACAAAUUAAAAAUGCCGCAAUUUAUUACUUCUUUUAUUUUCCCUGUAAAAUAAAAUUAUGA